Molecule: messenger RNA, 552 nt
Organism: Emiliania huxleyi CCMP1516
Lineage: Eukaryota; Haptophyta; Isochrysidales; Noelaerhabdaceae
Exons: 4
Coding region: 1-552 (183 amino acids)
Source: RefSeq, a predicted model, not a curated record
AUGAGAUACAUGCUCGAGUCGCAGCACGGGGAUGCGCCCGCCGUCUGCCCGUCGCGCGAAGUCUGCCGGGAAGGCAGACACAGGCAGAUUGGGCAGCUCGACGCCGCUGCGGUCGACAAGAAGAUGUGGAAUGGCGCCUGGAGCGCAGGCUGGCGCGUCAGCACGACUCGCGACUGCCAUUCGACCUACACGUCGCCGGACGGCCGCACCUUUCGCACGCGAGCGGAGGCGGAGGCGGAGGCAGCGGCGAAAUCAGGCGCUGGCGGUAAGAAGCGGAAGCGAACGGCGGCCGCGCCAGCUGCAGUCGAGAAGCGGAAGCGAGCCGGAGCCUCGCCGGCGACCUCUCGCAGCCUCCCGCCGCCGCCGCCGCCGCAAGCGAUUGGCCUCUCGAGCUACGCCGACCGGUUCGACGAGCUAGGGUACGACGACCUCGCUUUCCUCGCGCAGAUGGGCGGGGAGGAGCUGAGGCAGGUGGCGGUGGAGGUGGAGAUGAGGCCCGGCCAUCGCGACAAGUUUGCGAGCUGGUUUGGGGACGUGGCCCGGCGCUGGUAG